Messenger RNA from Chlamydomonas reinhardtii, 1920 nucleotides. RefSeq lists its product as uncharacterized. The record is from RefSeq and is a predicted model, not a curated record. The transcript has 13 exons. NCBI's taxonomy places the organism in Eukaryota, Viridiplantae, Chlorophyta, Chlorophyceae, Chlamydomonadales, Chlamydomonadaceae. The coding region runs from base 130 to 1326 and encodes 398 amino acids.
CAUUCUAUUGUGUGUAAUCUUCAUAUCUCCACAUCGUAGUCGCUAGCAACUUUGUUGAGCUCGCAAAUUAACGGUCAGGACCUGUAACUAGUCUAGAUCAACGCGACAUUUAUUUAUAACACCAAAAAAAUGCGUCUAGCUGGUCGUGAGGUUGCGGGAAAUGUGAGCCGCUCGGCAUCACGCCCGCAGCGAUGCCUCGUCGCAGCUCGCGCGCAGGCCACGGCGGCUCCUCCGGCCACGAAACUGAAGGCUGCUGACCGUGUGAAGCUAGGCGAUAGCGACCUCAGCGUCUCUGCCUGCUGCCUGGGCACCAUGACCUGGGGCAAACAGAACACCGAGGCGGAGGCGCACCAACAGCUGUCGUAUGCCUGGGACAUGGGCAUCAACUUCCUGGACACCGCGGAGAUGUACCCCAUCCCCACUGAGGCCUCCACGCAGGGCGCCACCGACCGCUACAUCGGCACCUGGCUCAAGAGCGGAGCCCGGCGGCGGGAGGAGGUGGUGCUGGCCACCAAGGUGUCGGGCUACAGUGAGCGCACCACCUGGGUCCGCAACCCGCCCCGCACCACCCGCGUCAACCGCGAGCAGAUCGUGGAGAGCGUGGACGCCUCCCUGAAGCGCCUGCAGGUUGACCACAUUGACCUGCUCCAAAUCCACUGGCCGGACCGCUACGUGCCGCUGUUCGGCGGCGGCGCCUACGACAUCAAGCUGGAGCGGCCGGACGCCGUGUCGUUCGAGGACACCCUGAGGGGCAUGGAGGAGGUCAUCAAGGCCGGCAAGGUGCGCUACAUCGGCGUGUCCAACGAGACCAGCUAUGGCGUGAGCGAGUUCUCGCACCUGGCCGCCAGCGCCGGCCUGCCCAAGAUCCAGACCAUCCAGAACGCCUACUCGCUACUGGUGCGUGUGCCCUUCGAGACCGACCUGGCGGAGACAUGCCGCCGCCACAACGUCAGCCUGCUGGCCUACAGCCCGCUGGCCGGCGGCAUGCUGUCCGGCAAGUACAACCACCUGCCCGCCGAGUCGCUGGCCGCCGCGCGCUUCAAUCUGUUCCCCGGCUACAUGGCCCGCUACAAGCAGAGCCUGGUCCAGGAGGCUGUGCGUGAGUACGAGAAGGUGGGCGCCAAGCACGGCCUGAGCUGCACGGAGCUGGCGCUGGCCUGGUGCAAGAGCCGCUGGUUCGUGGCCAGCAGCAUCAUCGGCGCCACCAGCAUGGAGCAGCUCAAGGAGAACCUGAAGGCGUUCGACAAGGACAUCUCGGAUGAGUGCGCCGCUGACAUCGCGGCCGUGUACCGCCGCUACAAGGACCCCACCGUGAACCCCCAGUAGAUAGACAGACAGCAGCAGGGCGACUGGCGGAGAGGGGCAUAAACCCUUGGCGGCACGGCGUGGCGGCCAGGAGGCAGGCGGCUUUAAGUGCCAGGCGCUUGUGCAGCUGUGCAUGGAAGAAUGAGAAGCACAAGCAAAUGCGUGGGCAUGGAACCACUGCGCGUCGCCGGAUGCCGUCCUCGAGACUUGGGCAGGUGCUAUGAGGGCCUGAGAAGUGAGGGGCAAGGGGGGGGACUGCAAGGCUAAGGAAGACUUCUGCAGCCAAGGCGGCGCUGCGGCUGCAGCAUGUACAGCAUGCUGUACGCCAUGUCCGCCCACAAACAAUUUUGGAGAGGUGCAGCUUGAGAGAGAGAGGGGAGAGUUCGAGAGAGGUGAUAUGCCGUGGCUCGGCCAGGGCCCUCCCUGGUGGGCGAGGCAGCGGCGAUUUGCACUAGAGGCGCGUGCCAAACUGGAGACGUGGCGUGGGCUUAGCCCACUUUUCCCUUGCAAGGAAACAACCACCUUUCUGGUCCUACUGCAAGGAAUUUAUCGUAAGCGCCCACACGGACAGGUCCGUGAGGGCAAUCCAGUUGCCAGCUGUAAGCAGGAAUCGCU